CCAAACCCACUGACUCAACUCAUAAUUCCAUUGUAAUAGCUAAUUCUAGCUUGCACCAGAGAAAAAAUGGUUGCUAAGCUCAUUUUCUUCCUGAUAGCAUUGCCUCUUCUCCUUGUUCUUUCCUUGUUUUCCUCUUCAGCCUUCGCAGAUUCCUCUUCGAGCAGCCUAGCUGAGACUACUACUCAAGUCUCUGCUGGCUCGCUUUGCAAAUCUUUCCCCGACCCUUCAUAUUGCAAAUCCAUUCUUCCUAACAGCACUUCCAAUGUUUAUGAUUAUGGCCGGUUUUCGGUUCGUAAAUCUCUUUCUCAAGCCCGUAAAUUCUUGGACUUAGUCGACAAAUAUCUCGCCCGCCGAUCCUCUUUGUCUACAUCUGCUAUUCGUGCUCUUGAGGAUUGCCGGUUGCUGGCUGGUUUAAAUAUGGAUUUCUUGAUAAGUUCCUUUCAAACUGUUAAUUCCACAAGUAAAACCCUGAAUUCUGUGAAAGCUGAUGAUGUGCAAACCUGGCUUAGCGCCAUUUUAACCAACCAGCAAACCUGUUUAGAUGGUCUACAAGCCACAGCUUCUGCUUGGAGUGUGAAGAAGGGUCUCUUACUCCCUUUGUCUAAUGACACAAAACUUUACAGCGUUUCACUAGCUCUUUUCACCAAAGGUUGGGUUCCCAAGAACAAGAAAGGUUUCACAUGGCAGCCAACAAGAAAACAACUCGCGUUCAGAAAUGGAAGACUACCCUUGAAAAUGUCUGGCAAGACCCGUACAGUUUUUGAGUCGGUAAGUAGAAGGAAACUUCUCCAGACAGCAGAGGAAGAUGCGAUCAUGGUGAGUGGUAUAGUGACAGUGGAUCUAAAUGGAACUGGUGAUUUUUCUUCCAUCAAUGACGCUGUAGCAGCAGCUCCAAACAAUACUAAUGGUUCCAACGGCUACUUCAUGAUUUUUAUCACUGCUGGUGUUUAUGAAGAGUACGUUUCCAUUCCAAAGAACAAGAAAUAUUUGAUGAUGGUCGGAGCUGGUAUCAAUCAGACAGUGAUCACCGGAAAUCGUAGCGUUGUUGACGGAUGGACUACUUUCAAUUCUGCAACAUUUGCUGUGGUUGCACCAAACUUCGUGGCGGUGAACAUAACAUUCCAGAACACGGCAGGAGCAAUCAAGCAUCAGGCAGUUGCACUUCGCAGUGGAGCCGAUUUAUCCACAUUCUACAGCUGCAGCUUUGAAGGAUAUCAGGACACCUUAUAUACACAUUCUCUAAGGCAAUUCUACAGGGAAUGUGAUAUAUAUGGUACAGUAGACUUCAUAUUCGGAAAUGCAGCAGUUGUUUUCCAAAACUGUAACUUAUAUCCCCGGACGCCAAUGAGUGGACAAUUCAAUGCAAUCACUGCACAAGGUAGAACCGACCCUAACCAAAACACGGGUACUUCAAUACACAAUUGUACAAUUAAAGCAGCUGAUGAUUUAGCUUCAAGCAACCAAACAUUCCAGACAUAUCUUGGGAGGCCAUGGAAGGAGUAUUCAAGAACUGUUUAUAUGCAGAGUUUCAUGGAUAGUCUGAUAAAUCCUGCAGGGUGGCAGAUAUGGAGUGGGGAUUUUGCACUGAAGACGCUAUAUUAUGCAGAAUAUAAUAACACAGGACCAGGAUCUGAUACUACAAACAGAGUUACAUGGGAUGGUUAUCAUAUCAUCAAUAACGUUACUGAUGCUGGUAAUUUUACAGUUUCUAGUUUCUUGCUGGGAGAUGAUUGGCUACCUCUAAUUGGAGUUCCCUACACUGGUGGCUUAAUAAGCCUAAAUUAGGGUGAAAGUUGGUAUUAGGUUAGGAGUUUGUUCUUUGAUUUUUUUUGUAAUUGUUUUGACUUUGAAAUAAGCAAGCAAUGUGUUUUUCCAGAAAGUGAUUCAUUGAAGGCCGAACCCACAUGGAUAUAUAAUGUAAUUGUUUAUGCUUUACACACUAAAUACAAUAGCCUUUUAACCA
Manihot esculenta (cassava) is the source of this 1963-nucleotide messenger RNA. Its product is annotated as probable pectinesterase/pectinesterase inhibitor 7. Gene Ontology annotation, biological process: cell wall modification. The transcript has 2 exons. Gene Ontology annotation, molecular function: pectinesterase activity; pectinesterase inhibitor activity. Bases 67 to 1785 code for a protein of 572 amino acids. NCBI's taxonomy places the organism in Eukaryota, Viridiplantae, Streptophyta, Magnoliopsida, Malpighiales, Euphorbiaceae. The record is from RefSeq and is a predicted model, not a curated record.